CGGGAACGUGAAGCUGAUCGUACUCUGAAGCUUGUUGAAUGUUCUCUCCCUUUUCUGGUCGAUAUUUUGUAUCCUUAUAACUAAUUCUGGACUACAUUCGGUUCACUAACAUCUCAUUCCAGAUUAUCCAACCUUCGUAAAGACAUUAUGGUGGUAGCUGAAAGGAAGGCGAAUCUUCCAUGGGUAGAAAAGUAUAGACCCAAAUGCCUAGAUGAUUUAAUCUCACACAAGGAUAUAAUAAAUACGAUCCAGAGGUUUAUAUCUGAGGAUCGUCUGCCUCAUCUGUUGUUCUAUGGCCCCCCUGGAACUGGCAAAACAUCUACUAUACUUGCAGUUGCUAAGCAACUGUAUCCUGAUAAAGAGUUUAGCUCAAUGGUUCUUGAGUUGAAUGCAUCUGAUGAUAGAGGAAUUGGUAUUGUCAGAGGUUCUAUACUCAGUUUUGCAAGUACCAGGACAAUAUUCAAGUCUGGAUUUAAGUUGGUGAUACUUGAUGAAGCUGAUGCAAUGACAGAUGAUGCACAGAAUGCUCUAAGGAGAGUGAUGGAGAAGUUCACAGAAAAUACCAGAUUCUGUUUGAUAUGCAAUUAUUUGACCAAGAUUAUCCCAGCCCUGCAGUCCCGCUGCACACGGUUCAGGUUUGGUCCUCUGUCCUCAGACCAAAUGAUGACAAGAGUGGAACAUGUUAUUGAGAGUGAACGUGUAAAUAUCACAGAUGAUGGAAGACAGAGUUUAGUUAGACUAGCUAAAGGUGACAUGAGAAGGGCACUCAAUAUACUACAGAGUACAUCACUGGCUUUUGAUGUUGUAAAUGAGGUCAAUGUUUAUCUCUGCACUGGUCAGCCCUUGCGCUCAGAUAUCUCCAAGAUCGUUGAGUGGAUGCUGAAUGAGGAUUUUGCCACUGCUUAUAACAAUAUAAUGAAGUUAAAAACCCUGAAAGGCCUUGCAUUACAAGACAUCCUUACAGAAGUACAUACCUAUGUUCAUAGAGUGGAUUUUCCUGCCAAAGUACGGAUAUACUUGCUGGAGAAAAUGGCCGAUGUCGA
Actinia tenebrosa (Australian red waratah sea anemone) is the source of this 1043-nucleotide messenger RNA. Its product is annotated as replication factor C subunit 5. Gene Ontology annotation, cellular component: nucleus; DNA replication factor C complex. Gene Ontology annotation, biological process: DNA-templated DNA replication; DNA repair. The record is from RefSeq and is a predicted model, not a curated record. NCBI's taxonomy places the organism in Eukaryota, Metazoa, Cnidaria, Anthozoa, Actiniaria, Actiniidae. Gene Ontology annotation, molecular function: ATP binding; DNA binding; ATP hydrolysis activity.